CCGGUACACGCAUCUAAUAAUAAUCAUCUGAACUAUCCGUAGAACAAUUUCCAGUCAUUAAAUCCACCACCAGGUUCCCAUCGAAUUCAUCUUUUUCACAUUCAAAACAAACGCAAUGAUUAAUUGUCGGCAAUUUUCCCCGCCAUUCACAAUUAGGCGCAUUUUUUCCGAUUCCAUGAGAACCCGAACGCGCAAAAAUCGUCAUUAUGUACGCGCCGCAAUUAGUCCGGUCCCCUCCGCUGUUGCAACGAGAACUCGCCUUUCAUUGAGAUUCCGACAUUCCCGAUUGAAGAUGGAAUGCGAGGAGAAUCAAGGUACAAACUCAAAAACCGCUCAAAUUCCCCUUUUAAAAAGCCGCAAUUUCUUCGGUUUCGAAGCGAUAUUCCUGAGCGGCUGCAGGAGCGAUCUGACCACGGACAACGUCGUAUCGCAUUGUCAUGCGACACCUACAGUCGUUCGUCGAAACUACGGCUUGGCCUCGCUAAAUCUAGAUGCCUCUAGACCGGAGUGCAGUAAGAAUAGCGCCGGUUUUUCCUGCUGCUCGCUUUCGAGGGGCCGGAUUCAGUUUCGUUCGAUAUCGAUUUUACUGCGAGCCGAGUGAAAAACUUUACGUGCCGGCCGGAUUCGUGGAAAAAUCGUUGCGCUGGCACGACAAAGGAUUUCGGGAGAAUGCUAUACAGAUUGUAUUUGAUAAAAAUUGCAUCAGGAAUUAAAUGGAUGCAUU
Molecule: messenger RNA, 724 nt
Organism: Phyllotreta striolata
Lineage: Eukaryota; Metazoa; Arthropoda; Insecta; Coleoptera; Chrysomelidae
Source: the annotation of a GenBank genome assembly